UCCUCCACCACACCUCCCCACAGUCUCCUCUCAUUAUUACUGGGAGAUACCGUCUCUGUUGUCCUUCUUUAACCCUUGAAUCUCGAGCCUACUGCCUCAUUAUUCCUAUCGGCCGGGCUCUGGAAGCUCCAUAUCGCUGACUCGAUCGCAUCUGGCCAUGAAGGUCGCCGCCUCCGCCCUCCUUGUUGGAGCAGCAUCAGCAGCUGUUGCUCCCCAGCAGCAUGUCCUCAAGUUUCCCGAGCAGCUCAAGGAGCUGAACACGGAGUCAUGGACCAAGCCGCUCCACAACCUCGAAGAGUCGCUCAAGUCGCUCACUGGCGAAGCCCGCCGCAUCUGGGACGAAGUCGCCAUGAUGUUCCCUGAGUCGUUCGAUAAAGCCUCGUUCUUCUCGUCUCCGAAACCCCAUACCAAGCGGCCUGAUCAUGAAUGGGAUCACGUUGUCAAGGGCGCCGAUGUGCAGAAGGUUUGGGUCGAGAAUGCCAAGGGCGAGCAGGAGCGCGAGAUCGAUGGCAAGCUGGAGAACUACAACCUGCGUGUGAAGAAGGUUGACCCUAGCUCGUUGGGAGUCGAUAAGGUCAAGCAGUACAGUGGCUACCUGGAUGAUGAUGAGGAAGACAAGCAUCUCUUCUAUUGGUUCUUUGAGUCUCGCAACGAUCCCGCAAACGACCCCGUUGUGCUUUGGCUCAAUGGCGGGCCCGGCUGCUCCUCACUCAUGGGCCUCUUCAUGGAGCUGGGCCCGUCUUCCGUCACCAAGAAGCUCGAACUCAAGUACAACGAGUUCUCCUGGAACAACAACGCCUCCGUCAUCUUCCUGGAUCAGCCUGUCAACGUCGGCUACUCCUACAGCAGCGGAUCCGUGUCCAACACUGUCGCCGCUGGCAAAGACAUCUAUGCUCUCCUCACUCUGUUCUUCAAGCAAUUCCCCGAAUACUCUAAGCAAAGUUUCCACAUCGCUGGCGAGUCCUAUGCCGGACAUUAUAUUCCGGUUUUCGCGUCCGAGAUCCUCUCUCACAAGAAACGCAACAUCAACCUGCAGUCUGUGCUCAUCGGCAAUGGCCUCACCGACGGCCUCACGCAGUACGAGUACUACCGCCCCAUGGCUUGUGGAGAGGGUGGUUGGCCUGCGGUGUUGGAUGAGAGCUCCUGCCGUUCUAUGGACAACGCUCUUCCCCGCUGCACUAGUCUCAUCCAGAACUGCUACAAUUCCGAGUCAGUCUGGUCUUGCGUUCCUGCAUCCAUUUACUGCAACAACGCCAUGAUCGGCCCCUACCAGCGCACUGGCCAGAAUGUCUACGAUGUACGACGCAAGUGCGGAGACAACAGCCUCUGUUACGAUGAGAUUGAUUGGAUUAGCAACUACCUCAACAAGAAGGAGGUCAUAAAGGCUGUUGGCGCCGAGGUCAACACCUAUGACAGCUGCAACUUCGACAUCAAUCGCAACUUCCUUCUCCAAGGUGAUUGGAUGAAGCCCUAUCACCGCGUUGUUCCCAACCUUCUCAAGGAGAUCCCUGUCCUCGUCUAUGCAGGCGAUGCCGAUUAUAUCUGCAACUGGCUUGGAAAUAAGGCUUGGACAGAAGCUCUCGAGUGGUCCGGACAGAAGGAGUAUAAGAAGGCUCAGACCAAGGAUCUCCUUUUGGGCGGAGACGGCGAGAAGAUUGGCGACGUGAAGUCAAGCGGCAACCUGACUUUCGUACGCAUCCACGGUGGCGGCCACAUGGUUCCCUAUGAUCAGCCGGCAGCGUCUGCCGAUUUCUUCACCAGGUGGCUGUCUGGUGAGUGGUGGGAGUAGAGUGUUGGGUUGACCUGCGUUGCUUGGCGAUGUCAGCCUUCUUGAACCAUCAAGAACAUGUGAUAUAGAGGAGCAUAUAUGCAUAGGAUUAUGUCUUCUAUCGCUAGCUAUCAGUAUCUCAUUGCAUCGAUAUGUCAGACU
Messenger RNA from Westerdykella ornata, 1930 nucleotides. RefSeq lists its product as uncharacterized. The coding region runs from base 158 to 1789 and encodes 543 amino acids. Gene Ontology annotation, biological process: proteolysis. The transcript has 2 exons. Gene Ontology annotation, cellular component: fungal-type vacuole. The record is from RefSeq and is a predicted model, not a curated record. Gene Ontology annotation, molecular function: serine-type carboxypeptidase activity. Lineage: Eukaryota; Fungi; Ascomycota; Dothideomycetes; Pleosporales; Sporormiaceae.